Messenger RNA from Mus pahari (shrew mouse), 1657 nucleotides. RefSeq names its product Ras related GTP binding D (gene Rragd). Gene Ontology annotation, biological process: positive regulation of TOR signaling; cellular response to starvation; regulation of autophagy. The record is from RefSeq and is a predicted model, not a curated record. The coding region runs from base 437 to 1636 and encodes 399 amino acids. Gene Ontology annotation, cellular component: lysosome; nucleus; Gtr1-Gtr2 GTPase complex. The transcript has 6 exons. NCBI's taxonomy places the organism in Eukaryota, Metazoa, Chordata, Mammalia, Rodentia, Muridae. Gene Ontology annotation, molecular function: GTP binding; GTPase activity.
GCGGCAGGGUCCGGGUGGUCCCCGGGCCAGGGACAUCCUCCGGGUCACGCUUGCAGAGACAGAGAGUAGAAGUCCCCGAGGGCGGUGGCCCAUGCGCUCUGGACACUCGAAUUCUCUCUAGGGGGAGAACGUGUGUGGCCCUGGCGGGAGCUCCGCCGAGCAAGCGGUGGCUGCGGCCGGCGAGCGCGCUCCCGGCGGUGCUGUGUGUGUGUGUGUGUGUGUGUGUGUGUGUGUGUGACAAGCGUCAGGUGACUCGGGUCACGCAGUCACUCCCUCGCGCUCCCGGGGAGAACUGCCGCGCUCCGGCUGGCUCCUCGGGCAGCAGCGGCAGAGAGGGGGCUGGGCUCCGCUGCCACCCCCUUGCUCACCAGGCGCGGCCCCAGGGCGCUGCGGGCUACUCGGCCCACGCGGGACCUCGGAGGCAAGCGUGGGCGUGAUGAGCCAGGUGCUGGGCAAGCCGCAGCCGCAGGGUGAGGACGGCGGCGACGACGAGGAGGAGGAUGAGCUGGUGGGGCUGGCGGGCUACGAGGAUGGGCCCGAGUCCUCGGACGCCGAGCUGGACAGCGGGCCGGAGGAAGGAGUUCUGGACUUCAGCGACCCCUUCAGCACGGAGGUGAAACCCAGGAUCCUGCUCAUGGGUCUCAGGAGGAGCGGCAAGUCNUCCAUCCAGAAAGUCGUCUUUCACAAAAUGUCCCCGAGCGAGACGCUGUUCCUGGAGAGCACCAACAGGAUCUACCGGGAAGAUGUCUCCAACAGCUCCUUCGUGAACUUCCAGAUCUGGGACUUCCCGGGGCAGAUUGACUUUUUUGACCCUACCUUUGANUAUGAGAUGAUCUUCCGGGGAACCGGAGCACUGAUCUUCGUCAUCGACUCCCAGGAUGACUAUAUGGAAGCACUGGCCCGGCUCCAUCUCACAGUGACCAGGGCCUACAAGGUGAACACUGAUAUCAACUUCGAGGUGUUUAUUCAUAAAGUAGAUGGUCUGUCAGAUGAUCACAAAAUUGAAACCCAAAGAGACAUUCACCAGAGGGCAAACGAUGACCUCGCUGAUGCUGGCUUAGAAAAAAUUCACCUGAGCUUUUACCUGACCAGCAUAUAUGACCAUUCAAUAUUUGAAGCCUUUAGUAAAGUGGUUCAGAAACUGAUCCCACAGCUCCCGACGCUGGAGAANCUGCUGAACAUCUUUAUCUCAAAUUCUGGAAUUGAGAAAGCGUUUCUGUUUGACGUGGUCAGUAAGAUUUAUAUCGCAACCGACAGCACGCCAGUGGACAUGCAGACAUAUGAGCUCUGCUGCGACAUGAUUGACGUGGUGAUCGACAUCUCCUGUAUUUAUGGUCUCAAAGAAGAUGGAGAAGGAGCCCCGUAUGACAAGGACUCGACAGCCAUUAUAAAGCUGAAUAACACAACAGUCCUCUAUUUAAAAGAGGUCACAAAGUUCUUGGCGCUCGUUUGCUUCGUCAGAGAGGAGAGCUUUGAAAGAAAAGGGCUGAUUGACUAUAAUUUCCACUGUUUCCGGAAGGCCAUCCAUGAAGUCUUUGAGGUGAGGAUGAAGAUGGUGAAAUCUCGAAAGGCCCAGAGUCGGCUUCCCAAGAAGACAGGAGCUACUCCNAAUGGGACCCCUAGAGUGCUGCUGUAGAGGAACCGUUGGGAGCCUGUU